Messenger RNA from Gossypium arboreum, 414 nucleotides. Its product is annotated as receptor-like protein 9DC1. The record is from RefSeq and is a predicted model, not a curated record. NCBI's taxonomy places the organism in Eukaryota, Viridiplantae, Streptophyta, Magnoliopsida, Malvales, Malvaceae. Gene Ontology annotation, molecular function: protein binding. The coding region runs from base 1 to 414 and encodes 137 amino acids. The transcript has a single exon.
AUGCCCAUAUUCACAUGCGUAGAUUUGUCGGACAAUGGAUUCCAUGGAGAAAUUCCUAAGGUAGUUAGAGAGCUUAGAUUGCUUCUUGCACUCAAUCUCUCUCAUAAUAGCCUGACUGGUCCUAUCCCACCGUCAUUUGGGAAUUUGGCAGCACUUGAAUCAUUAGAUCUCUCAUUUAAUAAGCUGAGUGGUAGAAUCCCUUCUCAAUUGACAAAUUUGACAUUUCUUGAAGUGUUAAGGUUUUGGUACAAUAAUCUUGUGGGGCCAUUCCCAAAGGCAAGCAAUUUGAUACAUUUGAAAAUGACUCUUUUCGAGGGAACUUGGGUUUGUGUGGAUUACCAUUGUCAAAGGAAUGUAGCAAUGAUGAAAGAUCACAACAAGCACAAGAUGAGGAAGAUAAUGGAAAUGGAAUAG